This is a messenger RNA of Bombina bombina (fire-bellied toad), 2325 nucleotides long. Its product is annotated as cadherin-9-like. Gene Ontology annotation, cellular component: catenin complex; adherens junction; plasma membrane. The transcript is spliced from 11 exons. The record is from RefSeq and is a predicted model, not a curated record. Bases 1 to 2325 code for a protein of 774 amino acids. Gene Ontology annotation, molecular function: calcium ion binding; cadherin binding. Gene Ontology annotation, biological process: multicellular organism development; calcium-dependent cell-cell adhesion; adherens junction organization. Lineage: Eukaryota; Metazoa; Chordata; Amphibia; Anura; Bombinatoridae.
AUGGGUGCUUAUUUAAUCAUUAUAUCGCAAACAAUGCUAAUGGAUAAGAAUCAUCAACAGCCAAAAUCAAUAGAAAGAAGAAAAAUAACUGAAUACGGAAAUAAAAUCUUACAUCGUUCAAAACGAGGUUGGAAAUGGAACCAGUUUUUUCUGCUUGAAGAGACAGACACACAAUAUGUAGGCAAGCUACAGACUGAUCAAGAUAAAGGAGAUGGAAAUUUAAAAUACAUAUUAUCCGGAGAUGGUGCCAGCAGUCUGUUUAUAAUUGAUGAAAAUACUGGAGAUAUUCAAGCUGCAAAAAAAUUGGAUAGAGAAGAAAAGUCACUUUAUGUACUACGUGCCAAAGCAAUAGACAAAAGGACUGGAAGACAAGUAGAGCCUGAAUCUGAGUUUGUAAUAAAAAUACACGACAUUAAUGAUAAUGAACCAAAGUUUACAAAGGAAAGUUAUACCGCUAGUGUCCCUGAAAUGUCUGAUGUUGGUACUUCAGUGAUUCAAGUUACUGCUAUAGAUGCUGAUGAUCCUUCCUAUGGUAAUAGUGCAAGAGUUGUAUACAGCAUUAUUCAAGGACAGCCAUAUUUCUCUGUUGAACCAGAAACAGGCAUAAUCAGAACUGCUUUACCAGAUAUGAGCAGAGAGAACAGGGAACAUUACCAAGUGGUUAUUCAGGCCAAAGAUAUGGGAGGCCAGAUGGGAGGAUUAUCUGGGACCACCACCGUGAACAUCAUACUGACUGAUGUCAAUGACAAUCCGCCUAGAUUCCCACAGAGUAUCUACCAGCUUAGUUCCCUUGAAUCAGCACAUGUCGGAUCAGAAGUAGGUAGAAUUAAAGCCAAUGAUGCCGAUGUGGGUAAAAAUGCUGAAAUGGAAUAUAACAUUAUCGAUGGAGAUUUUGAAGGUUCAUUUGAGAUCAUUACAGACCAAAAUACUCAGGAUGGAAUCAUAACUGUUAAAAAGCCUCUUGAUUUUGAAAGCAAUGGGAUGUACACUUUUGAAGUUGAAGCAUCCAAUAUUUAUUUAGACCCACGCUUUUAUCAUCUUGGACCAUUUAAAGACACUGUUACAGUGAAAAUGUUAAUUGUGGAUGUUGAUGAGGCACCAAUCUUCAGUCAGCCUUAUUAUGUACUCGAAGUAGAUGAAGAUGCUAAAGAAGGAAGUAUAGUUGGUCAAGUGAGUGCUCAGGACCCUGAUUCAAUAAAGAGCCCAAUAAAAUAUACAAUUGAUCGCAAUACUGAUUUGGAUAGAAUAUUUAAUAUUUACUCAGGAAAUGGUUCAAUAUUUCUAUCAGCCACUCUUGACCGAGAAGAAAGCUCCUGGUACAACAUUUCUGUAAUAGCAACAGAAACAAAAAACCCCAAGCAAAGUGCACUUGCUCAAGUAUAUAUUAAAAUAUUGGACAUUAACGAUCAUGCACCAGCUCUUGCUAAAUAUUACGAAACUUUUGUAUGUGAAAAUGCCAAAUCUGGACAGCUUAUUCAAACAGUUAGUGCUGUAGACAAAGAUGAUCCUCCUCGGGGACAUAUAUUUUUCUUUGAGAUGGUGCCAGAAUUUUCUAUCAAUCCAAACUUCACAGUUUUAGAUAACAAAGACAACACAGCAGGUAUUUUAACAAAAAGAAAUGGAUAUAAUCGACAUAAAAUAAGCACUUAUACUUUGCCAGUUAUUAUUUAUGAUAAUGAUUAUCCAAUUCAAAGCAGCACUGGAACUUUGACCAUACGAGUAUGUGCUUGUGACAAAAAAGGCAAUAUGCAGUCAUGCAAUGCAGAAGCUUUCUUAUUCCCCGCUGGGCUAAGCACCGGAGCUUUAAUUGCAAUAUUACUUUGCUUCAUCAUACUUCUUAUUUUAGUUUUACUAUUUGCUGCUUUAAGAAGGCAAAGGAAAAAGAAGCAUCUUAUGGUGUCUAAAGAUGAUGUGCGAGACAAUGUGGUGACCUAUAAUGAUGAAGGAGGAGGGGAAGAAGAUACACAAGCAUUUGACAUUGGCACCUUGAGGAAUCCAGAAACAAGGGAGGAGAGUAUGCUCAGAAAAGACAUUAUGCCUGACACUAUAUUUCAAAUAAGAAACACUGUUCCUCUUUGGGAAAACAUUGAAAUAAAAGAUUUCAUUCAGAGAAAGUUACAAGAAAAUGAUCUAGAUACAACAGCUCCUCCAUAUGAUUCACUAGCAACAUUUGCUUAUGAAGGCAAUAAUUCUGUAGCUGGUUCUCUAAGCUCUUUGGAAUCAUUCACUGUUGAAGAAAAUUAUAAUUUUGAUUACUUAACUAACUGGGGACCUAGAUUUAAAAAGCUUGCAGAUAUGUAUGGUAGAAAUGGUAGUGACCAUUGA